This is a messenger RNA of Raphanus sativus (radish), 2235 nucleotides long. RefSeq lists its product as uncharacterized. The transcript is spliced from 6 exons. Gene Ontology annotation, molecular function: nucleic acid binding; RNA-DNA hybrid ribonuclease activity. NCBI's taxonomy places the organism in Eukaryota, Viridiplantae, Streptophyta, Magnoliopsida, Brassicales, Brassicaceae. Bases 1 to 2235 code for a protein of 744 amino acids. The record is from RefSeq and is a predicted model, not a curated record.
AUGGAAGUUUAUAUCGACGACAUGCUCGUCAAAUCCCUCCGAGCCGACGACCACCUAGCACACUUGAAGGAAUGCUUCGCCAUCCUAAACAAGUACGGGAUGAAGUUGAAUCCCGCAAAGUGCACGUUUGGCGUCUCCUCGGGCGAAUUCCUUGGUUACAUCGUCACGCAACGAGGAAUAGAGGCUAACCCGAAACAGAUCUCAGCAGUCCUGAACCUCCCCAGUCCGAGAAACUGCCGCGGAAGGAACAAGAAGUUCAUCUGGGAUGAUAAAUGCGAGGACGCGUUCGUUCAACUCAAGCAAUACCUGACAACUCCUCCCGUCUUGGCCAAGCCGGACGUAGGAGACGUUUUGUCUCUCUAUAUCGCCGUCUCCUCGGCAGCCGUCAGCAGUGUUUUGAUCAAGGAGGAUCGCGGCGAGCAGCGUCCGAUUUUUUACACGAGCAGACGCAUGACCGGCCCGGAGACCAGAGCCGGCCGGCUGACCAAGUGGGCAAUCGAACUGAGCGAGCUUGACAUUACGUACAAAUGUCGAACAGCCGCCAAAUCUCAAGUCCUCGCCGACUUCCUUGUCGAGCUCACGCCAGAUCUUGCACAAGAUCUCGACGUCCCGAGCCCCAAUUGGAUUCUUCAUGUCGACGGAUCAUCGACGAGUAAAGGAUCCGGUGCUGGGGUCCAGCUUCAGUCGCCAACAGGAGAACUCAUCCGCCAGUCUUUCAGUUUCGGCUUCCCGGCUUCUAACAACGAAGCAGAGUAUGAAUCGUUGAUCGCCGGGCUUCGUCUCGCCCGAGCCGUCAAAGCCAAACGCUUGAGUGCUUAUUGCGACUCGCAGCUCGUCGCCAGCCAGUUUAGCGGCGACUACGAUGCUCGCAAUGAUAGAAUGGAUGCGUAUCUUCGAGUGGUUCAAGAGCUCGCUAGGGAAUUCGAUUUCUUCGAACUCACCAAGGUUCCUCGCGGAGAGAACGUUUGCGCCGAUGCCCUAGCCGCACUCGGGAGCAAACUCCACGAUCAGGUCAAAAGGACGAUACCCAUACAUCGGAUUGACCGACCAAGCAUUGAUCCCUCCUCCGACGAAAGCUCUCCCAUCGCUCCAAUCUUUGCAACAACUCGACGAUCCACCACCGAUCAAACCGAAACUGAGACACCGGAUCAAGCCGACACUGAGAUGCUCGAUCGUGACGACACCCCAGUCGAUUGGCGAGUCGAGUUCCUGGAUUAUCUCCUACGAGAAGAACUGCCAAAAGAUAAGUGGGCAGCGAGACGCCUGAAGAGACGCAGCGCCCACUAUGUCAUCAUGAACGACGAACUUCACCGAGUAACCGCGAACAAGGUUCUCUUAAAGUGCAUCCAGGGCGAUGAAGUACGCCGAGUAAUGGCUGAAACUCACGACGGAGCAGGAGGAAACCACUCGGGAGGCCGAGCACUCGCCCUUAAGGUUCGAAGCUUGGGAUUCUUUUGGCCGUCUAUGAACACUGACUGCGAGGCAUACGCUCGUCGGUGGGGGAUGGACAUCAUCGGGCCAAUGCCGACCUCGCGCCAACGUCGUUUCAUCCUGGUCCUCACUGAUUACUUCACCAAAUGGAUUGAAGCCGAAGCGUUCUCUCAGGUGACGGACAAGGAAGUCCGCACCUUCGUCUGGAAGAACAUCAUUUGCCGUCACGGAAACGGACAGGCGGAAUCUUCCAACAAGAUUAUCAUCGAUGGUAUCAAGAAGCGACUCGACCUAAAGAAAGGCCAUUGGGCCGACGAGCUGGACGGCGUCCUCUGGUCACACCGAACGACUCCCCGCGGUGCGACCAAAUCCACCCCUUUCUCUCUUGCCUAUGGGAUGGAAGCAAUGGCCCCCGCCGAAGUUAACGUGACAAGUCUUCGGCGCGCCAAGAUGCCGCAGUUCGUCGAGCUUAAUCAAGAUAUGCUCCUCGAUGCCCUCGAUGAACUCGAGGAAAAACGAGAUCAAGCGCUUCUUCGGAUCCAAAAUUACCAGAACCAGAUCGAGAGCUACUAUAAUAAGAAGGUAAAAGCGCGCCCUCUCGAGCUCGGCGAUCUCGUCCUCCGAAAAGUCUUCGACAACACAAAGGAGCUCAACGCUGCCCCUUCGUCAAGCGGAGCACGAGCACUCGCCCAGCAAAAUCGGCUGAGCCUUGAUCAGGUAUCAGCCGAAGGGAAUAACAGCCUUGCGUCACCUGUGCGUCGUGCACUGACCGGCUAUCCAAUGGAAAUUUCAGACCAAGUCUGA